UCUCGUUGCCUCAAAUUCAGUUCAUUUCUAACGCGACUUGAAGCCGGUUUUUGCGAUUAAAUUGUGUACAUUUUUGAUUUCGUGGAAAUUUUGUUUGUUAUUCAAAAUGCGUUUCGCUCUGUUUGCUUUUCUAGCUUUGUGCCUGUUGGCAUUUGUGGUGGCUUCUCCGGCCAAGGACAGCAAGAAGCCGGCAGUCGACAGUUGCAGAAAAUCUUGCGGCGAUGAUUACGAUCCCAUUUGCGCUAAGGCCAAGAAUAGCAGCAAGGAGAAACUGAUCACCUUUGGUAGCCCUUGCGUUAUGUCCAACUACAACUGCCAGCACGCCGACGAUCCAUACGAGCAGAAGUCCAAGGGCGAGUGCGGUGGCGGAGUGAGCGUUCGUCUCUCUUAAAUACAGAGUGCAGUCUAAUAUCAACGCGUAUUUAUAAUUGAACAAAUUUUACUAAUGGUGCAAUAAAGUGUUUACGUAAUUUUUAUUCCAA
Messenger RNA from Drosophila eugracilis, 482 nucleotides. Its product is annotated as vasotab. Bases 107 to 391 code for a protein of 94 amino acids. The record is from RefSeq and is a predicted model, not a curated record. Gene Ontology annotation, molecular function: protein binding. The transcript is spliced from 3 exons. NCBI's taxonomy places the organism in Eukaryota, Metazoa, Arthropoda, Insecta, Diptera, Drosophilidae.